UACAUAUUUAUUUUAAGUCCACUCUGUGCAACCUUAUAAUGUUACUUGUGAUAUUAAUAAAUGAACACCAUUGUUGGUUUUGUUAGUUAAAAGUAAUAACAAAUUCAAACAAUUCCUUAAACUUAGUAAAAGUUAGUGCGUUGAGAGCUAAACUGCUUCCCUUGAUCCCUUGAUGGUACUCGCGCAGCUGGUUGGUUGAAGCACGCAAUAGAGAUAUAGGUUUUCUCUUUUUAAAUGACGAAGUCUGUCGGCAAUGUGUUCCGUCUCUGUCGCGCUUCAAGCGGCACCGCCGGAUCCGUCGAGUCGCCACGCGUGCCCGUCCGUUGUUGCACAUCGACGUCAACCGCUUUCAGUGUUAUAGCGCGUUCCUCCGCGCUCUAUCUACAUAACCUAAAACCUUACAAUCUAAAUAAAAUUUUAUAUUUUGCAUUUUAUAAUUAACAUAAAUACUCAUGAUAAAGUUGAAUUUAUAAUAUUAGUGAAGUGCCGUUGACGCCCUACCGAGGGCAAUUCGUGGAGUGUAUUUUUGUGCAGCACAAAGUAAAUACAAACGGCAAGCUGUGGGGAUCGGGGGCCUUUUUUUUGCCGCCGCAGGGGAUGUACUAUCCUGUGAGUAACGGCAAUGUCAUCGACACAGGAACACCAACCCUGCUGCACAUGGUCGGCACGGGCAUGGGGAACCCGUUCCCCGCGGCGGCCGCGGCGGCGGCGGCGGCGCAGUUCGCUGCCAAUGGCGACGCUCUAGCUGGCAAGGCGGAGCUGGCCGCCGGCGUGCCUGCAGUCUCACAGCCCUCGCAGCAGCCGCCGCAGCCUGCGCAGGGGCAGCUCGUUAAGAGCGAGGGCCAGCCUCCGCCCACACCGCUCCCACCCGCCAACUUUUCACCGCAACCGCCGCCACAGACCCACGCACAGAAUUCUAUAGAAAGUCAAAAUAACAGCACACAAAGUGACAACGAAGGCACAGAUGAGAGCACCCCCGUGAGCGUGGCGGCGGCGGUGGCCCAACAGGCGGCGGCGCAGCAGGUAGCAGCCGCGCACGCGGCGCACGCCGCUCAUGCAGCACAGGCCGCGCACGCCGCCACCACCGCCGCCAAUGCCGCCGUCGCCGCUGCAGCUGCCGGCUCCGACAAGGCGCUCGUCGUGCCCGUCUCCCAGGGCUCGCAGCCCAAGCGCCUGCACGUCUCCAAUAUACCCUUCCGCUUCAGAGACCCUGAUCUAAGGAACAUGUUCGGCCAAUAUGGCACGAUACUUGAUGUAGAAAUUAUCUUCAACGAACGCGGCUCGAAGGGAUUCGGUUUUGUAACAUUCGCAAAUAGUGGUGAUGCGGAGCGAGCACGAGAGCGUCUUCACGGCACCGUGGUUGAGGGCAGAAAGAUAGAGGUUAAUAAUGCAACUGCGAGGGUACAAACUAAGAAACCACCGGCGGUCCCUAACGUGUGCGUGCAAUGGCCGGAAGCCGCGCCGCGCGCCGUGCACGCCCUCGCGCACAUGCUGCCGCGCGCCUACGCCUCGCCCCCCGCGCCCGCCGCGCACCCCUCGUCCGCCGCCGCCGCCGCGCACGCCCAGCUGCACGCGUACGCGCCCGUAUAUUACGACCCCUUCUUAGCAGCGGCAGCGACGGCCGACUCUAAUUACAGACUACAGGCAGCGGCAGCGGCGGCGGCGGCGGCAGCGCCUCUGCUGAAGUCCCCGCUGACGACAGCGCAGCACGCGGCGGCGGCAGCGGCAGCGGCCAACUACGGCGCCGCUGCCCGCGCAGCAGCAGCAGCCAGCGCCGCGCCCGCACCCGCACUCACGCCCCUCGCCGCCACGUACGGCAGAGAAUACGGUGACCCAUAUUUAGGGCAUAGCAUCGGGCCGGUCACUGGAUACGGGACGGCGAUGUACAGAAGCGGCUACAACAGGUUUGCGCCGUACUAAGUGGGAGGAGAUACAAUCUACAACUCGAAUAAGGAACCUCGGUCAUCUUUACGUAACAUGACAAUGAACUCUCUUUGUAAACGUACAAACAUAAUUUUAGGUGUCAGUUAGUGUUAGCCGGCUGGUGUUAAGCUUGGAUAACAUAGUGUAGCGUUCGCCGCGUCCUCUAUCGGCGGCUUCACCGACUCAACAAUACCAAAGUCAUUAAAAUUCUAACCGUAAUAGUUCACUAAGUUAUAUACUCUAUUGUAAAAUUGUUAAAUGCAUAUACAAGUGCGAGCAGCUAAACUGAAACGCAUUCAUUUAGAUGUUUAUAAGAAUAACUAUUUUACUACUAACAUAACAUAACGUAAGGGCGACCUCACGCCCAUGACAAUAGAACAUGUUACAAGUAACGUAUAUUUAGUGAGCUUUGCACUUGCAUAUCAUGUAGAAGUUGUACAUAUUGGAAGUGAAUCACAUUUUAUCUUAUAAAUACCCUCCGAUUCGGAUAUGUUAUUGUUGUGCUUCUACAAUACGCGGGAAACGAUCGUCGGGAAACUUUUUUAGUGGAAUCAAUUUUUAAUAUUGUAAAUGCGGUAAGUUUUAUCAAUUUUCAUACGAUUUAUAUAUUUCUUGCCGAUCCGGCAUUAGGAUGUUUAUCGUUGAAACAUGAUGUUUCAUUUAUUUUUUACACAAUCAUUUUCUAUGAAUAGGAAUGAAAUGCAAUUUUAACCAUAACCGAAUGAUUGGAAUAUGUGUUGUUCGUUUGUUAGUAACAGGUCGCGUGGUGCGAAUGUAAUGCGGUGCCAUUUGUUCAGUUGUUACUGAAUGACGCUCUCGUCUAGAAGUUACCUCGGAACUGUACUUGUGACUUCCGCGUGCUAUAAAUAGCUAUAUAUUUGUGGUGCCGGUCCGAGCCGUGUACCGCCAGCUGCCCGUACAUCAAAGGGUUUAUUGCGCUUUCCAUUUAUUCAGAGUCUCGAUCGCUAGGAUAAAAUUUUACUGACACGUAGUCGUAAUGCUUUAGAUGUAGUAUAUAAGAGUGUUCUUACAUAUCAUUGAGAUUUCUCCUCGUAUUAGAGUUGGCACACACGGUGGUGUCCGAUGUAACAGUUUUAUGUGACACUCUUUAUCGAACAAUAUUUGCGUACGGGUCCAACCCUUUAGGCGUGGUAAAGUUAGAUCUAACAUUUGCAUUAGAGUUGUAAAGUAUUGUGAUGUGGAUGAAUUCGCUCAACGUUUAUACCAAAGCACAAAGUCCCCAUCGAUUGAUGAGCAUCAUUAUCUGAGCAUUAGCACGUCGUUUCGUUUCCUCCCGGUAGAUUUAAUAGUCUUUCACUUGGAAAAACUUAAAAAGUCUAUGAGUCGUACAUAGAUCGUUUAAGGAAUACAAGUUUUUAUUCUCAAUAUUAAUUUAAUCCAUUUAGAUUUUAAACUUUUUCUAUAUAAUUUGUUUGCCAUAAUCGUUUCGUGACGAUGUUUUAACUAAAAGAUCUGAAAGAUUCACACGUAGCCGCCGUUUUUUUUGGCAUAAACGUUAUCAGUUUAGGUACAUGAUUUUAAACAUUGCCUUGUUUCGUUUAUUCAAGGUAUGUUUAUAUUUGUCGUCUGCUAUAUAUUAGACCUUUACGUAGGAGCUACAAUACGGUGUUUGAAGCAAUGCACGUGUUUGUGUUUUGAUGACAUAUCAAGGGAAGUGUUGGGGCGCGAGGUUCGCCGGCCGUUGCCUGUAGCCAUAGCUUUAAUAAUUACGAGAGAAAGGCUCGGCGGCCGGCGCCUUGCUCCACACGCUCUACACUCAAAUACAGAUCAACAAAUCCAUGACAAUUCUCGUCUUGUAGAUAUUUCUAGUCUCUUUCGCACAAGUAUAUUUUUUAAUGAAGGGUGCUUUCCUCGUAAAGGUUCCAUGUGAUAGUGGCGGAACGCGGAGCUCGUGUAUUUGUUGUAAGUCGUACCGUACGGUCUAUGUUUAAGCUUUCUUGUGUCAUAUAUCUGAUUUUUAUGAUUUACGAAUUAUUCAAGUAACGUUUAGUGUAGCUGACGCUGGCGGGUCUAAGUUACAAAUAGUAUACACGUAACAGUAGUCAUGUUGCAGCUUCUUCGAACAAUGUUUUUUAUGCUUUAUCGCUAAAUACUCAUGUGUGAAUGUAUAAUUUUAGUAAUUUCUAGUUUAUUAAGUUUUUUUUUGUAAUGCAAAUUUUUCUACCUAAGUACAUAAAGUAAAGUACAUGUGAUUGAUGAUUCGUCUUUUAGUUUUAACAUGUAUUGUAAUGUAAUGGAACUCGAGUCACAAAUGCAUAUAUUUCUUGCAAACUUUAAACAUCUAUUUUACGACAGGGGUAAACGAGACGCGUUUUGAAGGCGGUUUGUGCUGUGCUUUUUGUUUUGGUGCGAGGUGCGAUACGAGGGCGUAUAGUUUUAUAAUGUUUUAGCCUAAUAACAAACGUCGUAUCAAAAAACGUCUCGAUUACUCAUCUUGAAUCGAUAUGCGAUUAUUUUUUAUGUUAUUUAAAAAGUUUUUAUAGGUGAUUUUAAUAAAAAUGUAAAAAAAAUAAUGAAAUAAAGUGAAAUGCAUUACUUAAGUUUUUAUAGAAAUUUCAUAAAUUAAGCCAAACUGUUGUUACUUGGAGAAAAUCUGAAUUUAAAUGACAUAUCUGACAAAAUGGUUAGUGUGCUACAAUAAGAUUUUGAAAAAAAAAUCAUCAAGAUCGAUGUAUUAUAAAUAUAUAAUAAUCAUUAAAGUUAAGGAUGAUAUGUAUUUUGUAACACGAUUUGUUUCUCGGUUUUUAUGAGAUGUUAAAUUAAAUUUUCAUACUAUUCUUGUUUCUUUACGCUGUGCACAAAUUAUACGAUCCAAGGCUUUAUAAAAGAAUUUUGCUAAUCGGGUUAUAGACCAAUUGUUAUAGUUAAUGCGCAUAAUAGUUAAGAUUUCUCAAGCAGCCGUCGCAGCUGGGGACACCUCUCCCAACAUAUCUCUCGUCCCGCACAUUCUUAUUGAAUAAAUAGAGACAGUAAUAUGUUUCAAUAUAAAUGUCACGUCAAUCGAAACUCAUAGUAAAGUUAACUCUAAAAUUGUACAAUGAAAUCAAAUACUCGUAUAUAACCGUUAUUUUUAUAACUAAUCAGCACGUUACUUAGAAAUUGUAGGUAUGUUAUUAUAUAAACUAUAUUAUUUAUUUUUUAUUUUUAAAAACAUUUAUUUUCAAUUUUUAUUAUAUAGUACGUAAUCAUAAUAUCAAUGAAAUCAUAAAUGUGAAUAAUCUGUGAAAUAGUAAAUUAUUUCGAAUGUAAUCACAACUUUCAGUUUUUACUGUAGUGACAUUUUUAUUGACACAUAUUGUCAUCCCGCACAUUAUCUUUGAAAAAAUAGAGACGACAAUAUGUAUAAUUGCAUUAGAAAGUGACAGUAAUACGAGGUGCAUCCCUAGCCGCGCUGGCAACAUCGAGGCUGCCAGUACGUUGUGUCACAAGCCACUGUAUAUAAUAUAAAGGCGGUGUCGCCUGUCUUGUACUCAUCUGACGAAAAAAGUUACAUCUAUUAAUAUCACAUAGAUGUAACUCUCUUCAUCGGAUGGGCCAUUUUUUACCCACGGGUCUGUAUUGUUAACGUAGCGUGAGUUAAGUAUCACUUGUUCGUCAAUUGCACACGUCGACGCUGUUGAGUUAGUUUAAACAAAUACUCGAUAUGUUAAUUAGCAGGGUCGUUGUUAAUGCCUGUGUCCCACACUGUAGUGGUUACCCUCCGUGUAUUGCACGACUCCCUACGGCAUGUCUGAAACUAAUCGUAAAUGGAUGUACACAGCGCAUACCUGAUGACACAUUUUUAACAUCACCUGUAUGUCUGCAAAUGUAAUCACACGUAUUUAUGGGCACUUUGACCUUAUACUUCCGUAGUACCUCCUCCAAACUGCUUCCAUUUGUUAGAGCAAUUUCUUUGUUGUUUAGCAAUGUCAAAAUUGUGUGCUCAUUUUUAAAGCUUUCAUUGUAAAGAAUAAUCAAUAUACAAUUGAAGUCUUUUGUUACAAAUAUAUAUAUAUAUAUAUAUAUAUAUAUUGCGUGGAUGAGGAAGUAGGAUUGCGUGCCGAUAGCCAUUCCGGUCAACCGGACUCUUUCAGGACCAGUAAAUAUAUAUAUCUCAUAAUGGCCGGUUGAUCGACUUGCUAUCAGGCGGCCUGCUGCCUCCUGCCGACAGAGACAGAGAGGAGUCCGGUAUGCGCUGCGGGCAGAGGGCACAGGACAGAGUGCAGAGGGCGCGCCUGUCGCCGCCGCGGCGCUAGUGUAGUGCCACCAGUAUUUAUAAUACACCAUGCUCAAUUUCCGUAUUUGUAUGUUGUACUUUUAAUGUUAAAAAAAUUAAAUGUUUUUAAAAUUGAAGAUCGAUUUUGUCUACAUAGCCACGUUUGUUACAUGAUGAAUGUCUUCCGUUGAGCACAGUUUGAGGUCCAUUGCACGUUUUGUUGUUAGUUGUGCCGCCGCAGUGUAGCCUAGUGUCGUGUCGUGUCGUGCCGGCGCAGUGACCAGCGCGGAGCCGAGUGCACAGCGAACUCCUCCAUGCGAUUUGUGAUAAACUCUAUGACAAAUACGAACAUCCUCUAUUUUAUAUCGUGUGGCGGUUUUCAUAUUAGAUUGCAGAGCUGAUUUCCUCAAUUGAAUGUAAAUAUAUUUUUUAUUCGAACAAAAAUGUUGAACGAAGUAAAUCAUUUUAAGCCUUCGGCAUUGUGUACUCAUUUACGUUAUUAAUAAAUUAUAGUAUGGAUUGA
This is a messenger RNA of Papilio xuthus (Asian swallowtail), 6662 nucleotides long. RefSeq names its product RNA-binding Fox protein 1 (gene Rbfox1). Lineage: Eukaryota; Metazoa; Arthropoda; Insecta; Lepidoptera; Papilionidae. The record is from RefSeq and is a predicted model, not a curated record. The coding region runs from base 598 to 1920 and encodes 440 amino acids. Gene Ontology annotation, cellular component: nucleus; cytoplasm. The transcript is spliced from 13 exons. Gene Ontology annotation, molecular function: mRNA binding. Gene Ontology annotation, biological process: regulation of alternative mRNA splicing, via spliceosome; nervous system development.